Molecule: messenger RNA, 1174 nt
Organism: Cucurbita moschata (crookneck pumpkin)
Lineage: Eukaryota; Viridiplantae; Streptophyta; Magnoliopsida; Cucurbitales; Cucurbitaceae
Product: serine/threonine-protein kinase STY46-like
Exons: 7
Coding region: 149-1063 (304 amino acids)
Biological process (GO): protein phosphorylation
Cellular component (GO): plasma membrane
Molecular function (GO): ATP binding; protein kinase activity
Source: RefSeq, a predicted model, not a curated record
GGAAGAUGUGGAACACAUUGGUUUAAGUUGUGGCCCGACGAAGGGGAGCAAAGAAUGCCCUUGGACGGAGGAGUGGAAGAUUGAUUUUUCUAAACUCGACAUCCAGAAAAUUGUUGCUCACGGGACUUAACUGUAUUCGGAGGAACAUAUGACAACCAAGCUGUCGCAGGUAAACAUCCUUUUCGCUUUUGAUUUUGCUUCUGCUGCUUACAUUCCGAUAGUGAAGAUAUUGGAGUGGGGGGAUGACCCUGUUUUGAGGGAAUCAUUUCGGCAAAAAGUUGAUGCUUGGCACAAGCUUCACCAUCCUAAUGUUACGAAAUUUGUUGGGGCUUCAACAAAAGCUAUAAGUCUUCAGAUUCCUUCAAAAUCAAAAGUCUCUUCAAUGAAUCAUCAAAACUCCAUUUCACCUACGGAUUGUUGUGUUGUUGUUGAGUAUCUUCCUGGUGGGACAUUAAAAGAGUUGUUGAUGAAGCACAACAAAAAGAAACUUCCCUUCAAGGAUGCCAUUCACUUAGCUUUGGAUCUCUCUAGAGGGCUUAGCUAUCUACACUCCAACAACAUUGUGCAUCAAGAUGUCAAACCUGAAAAUAUGUUGAUAGAUGCUCACAGAAGUCUUAAAAUUGCUGAUAUUGGGGUUGCACGUGUUAAAGCUCGGAAUCCAAAUGAUAUGACUGGGGAAUUAACUAGUACUGUCGAAUACAUUGCCCCAGAGGUUAUUGAAGGGAAGCCAUACAAUAAAAGAUGUGAUGUCUAUAGCUUUGGCAUCUGCUUGUGGAAAAUUUACAGUUGCGAUAUACCAUACCCCGAUCUUAGCUCUGCUGACAUAUCAUCUGGAGUUGUUCAUCAGAAUCUGCGACCCGAUAUCCCGGAAUGCUGUCCAAAUUCUCUGGCAAAAGUGAUGAGGAAGUGCUGGGAUAGAAAUCCAUCCAAACGCCCUGAAAUGCAUAAGGUUGUCGAAAUGUUGGAAGCCAUUGAAAAGAGUAAAGGAGAGGGGAUGGUUUCUCCUAACAAAGUCUCUUGCAGCUUCUGUUUCAGCCCUUUCGGCACGCCCAGUGGUCCUUAAUUCACUUGGACUCUCAUCACUUAAUGUGAAGAUAUUGGACUGGGGGGAUGGCCCUGUUUUGAGGGAAUUUUUUCGGCAAAGAGUUGAUGUUUGGCACAAGCUUCACCAUCC